Molecule: messenger RNA, 1056 nt
Organism: Aspergillus vadensis CBS 113365
Lineage: Eukaryota; Fungi; Ascomycota; Eurotiomycetes; Eurotiales; Aspergillaceae
Product: putative RING finger domain protein
Exons: 2
Coding region: 1-1056 (351 amino acids)
Cellular component (GO): SUMO-targeted ubiquitin ligase complex
Molecular function (GO): ubiquitin-protein transferase activity
Source: RefSeq, a predicted model, not a curated record
AUGAGUGACGAUUCAGGUGUCUUGUUUGUGGGCUCUCGCCCCCGAAAGAUCAAGGGAUUGGAGGUUCAACUGACGCCCGACUCCACCUUCCAGAGAACUCAUCGCGAGAUAUCCGAAGUUUCUUCAGGACGUCCAUCCGGAGAACCAUCCUCAUCAUCCCUUUCCGCAACACCGGGGCCUUCGUUGCCACCGCUUCGGCGGUACCCCGGGGACGGCCUCGAUCUCCGCCGACCGGCCACAACCCAGCCGUCUGAAGAUGUGAUAGACCUGACCGAUGAGCCCGAUACACCCUAUCAAAAUACGUCCUUGCAAGAGUCCCGUACAACAAACGAAGCUUCUCGGCCGCGUCCUCCCCGGUUUCCCAGGGACAUCCUCACGGAAGUGGUUGAUCUAGAGGAGGAGGUGGACGAUAAUGACCAGCAACAACCCCCCAGCAGCCCCGAAGUCGAGUUCAUCGGAGCCACCGUGAGGCGGCCACAGUUGCCGCCGCCGCCACAACCACCACCUCCGCCUCCGCCGCGCAGCAAUGAAGGUUUCUAUAUGCCCAGCUUGUGGCAGCAGAUGCUACAGUUUCGAUCCCCGAGACCACCUGUACGGGUUGGAGACCAUGGCAGACCGGACCUAGCGUUUCGAGGAUUUCGGAGACAUCCUCCUAUAAGUGAUGUGGAGUCAUUCUGGAUCGGAGAUGGCCCGGCGGGCGCCAUAGAUCUAACGAUCAACUUGGAUGUGGAUGGCCCGUUAGGAUUAGACUAUCAACUCACGGGCCUGACACGACAAAGGACGCCUGCAAACGCCUACAAACCUCCAAGUCCGCCACCGGAGGGGUUCACCCGAAAUGUUGCCGAGGACGAUGUGGUUGUAUGCCCGAAUUGUGAUAUGGAACUGGGUACUGGUGACGAAACCAAACAGCAGAUAUGGGUGGUCAAGCAAUGUGGACAUGUACGUGAUUUCCGAGUUGACGACGUUCGUUACCAACUUCUAACCUUGACCGUAGGUAUAUUGUGGCGACUGUGCCUCGAACCGAUCGUUGUCGAAGGCGAAAAAGAACGCUUCUAA